AUGGCUGAACCUUCCGAACUGGCUCUCUUUUCUGAUCCUCCCAAUCAAGUGGCGGUUCACAAAAUUUAUUUCCAGGAAACACGUCCCAUUUCGUCUUUUGAUUCGGAAUUCGCGCCCCUGGAAUUUUCCGUUCCUGGAAAUGGUGGAGAAUACCUAGAUCUUAGAAAGAGUCGACUUUACCUCAAAGCCAAAAUCACUAAGGCGGAUGGUACGGCUCUGGAUACUGCGGAAAAGACGGGUAUCGUCAAUUUACCUCUUCAAGCUCUGUUCUCUCAAAUCGAUGUCUACAUGAAUGGAAAAUGCGUCUCUCACAAUGCCAACAAUUACCCAUGGAAAGCUUACCUUAAAGUACUACUGUCUACUGGAAUAGAAACAUCGAAAUCUCAGAUGCAGACUCAGUUAUUCUGGCCCGACGGAGAAGGUUUGGGGGACCCGGAUGCUGCAGGAGGGACUAACAUGUCACUCAGAAAGAGAUACGUACAUACACAACUGUCUAGAACUUUCGACCUGGAAGGUCCCCUUUACGUGGAUUGUUUCUAUCUGGAUAAGUAUCUCAUCAAUGGAGUGGAUGUUCAACUCAGGUUAUUCAGAUCAAAGAAUGAAUUCGUAUUGAUAAGUAAAGAAGCUUCUCCGGCCUACAAAGUCACAAUAUUAGAUGCCAUAUUUAAAGCAUGUAAAGUGAAAGUAGACAGUGCCAUUCAAGUGAAUCAUGCCAAUGCCAUACUCAAGUCACCGGCAAGGUAUAAUUACCUGAAGACUGGCGUCAAGAUGACAACCAUUUCAGAUAAAACCAGUGAGUUCUUCUGGGACGACGUCUGGAACGGAAAAAGACCCUCUAAAGUUUUUGUGACCUUCGUCAGACAGUCGGCCGUUAACGGCAGUUACGGGGACAACCCCUUCAACUUUGAACACUUUGAUUUAUCUGAAAUUGUUCUGUAUGUCAACGGAGAACUUACACCCGUUCGUCCUAUGAAGUUAGACUUUGGUGAUAAUAGAAAUUUUGUUACUCCUCUUUGUAACCUCUAUCAAUCCUCUGAAAGAUGGUUAAAAGACGAAAGUCUUAUCAUCGAUCGAGAGAGAUUUGCAGAAGGUUAUGCCAUAUACGCCUUUGACCUCGUCCCCACCGACCUCGGAGACGGGUAUAUAAACCUGGUACAUCAAGGCAACGUCGGAGUUUAUGCACGCUUUUCAAAGCCCACUACAGUGACUAUUAGUGCCAUUGCCUACUGUGAAUGUCCCGGACUCCUCUUGAUCGAUCAUACCAGAGAGAUUAGACAGCUGUAA
Saccostrea cuccullata (small rock oyster) is the source of this 1284-nucleotide messenger RNA. RefSeq lists its product as uncharacterized. The transcript has a single exon. Bases 1 to 1284 code for a protein of 427 amino acids. The record is from RefSeq and is a predicted model, not a curated record. Lineage: Eukaryota; Metazoa; Mollusca; Bivalvia; Ostreida; Ostreidae.